This is a messenger RNA of Papaver somniferum (opium poppy), 942 nucleotides long. RefSeq names its product N-terminal acetyltransferase B complex catalytic subunit NAA20-like. The record is from RefSeq and is a predicted model, not a curated record. Bases 209 to 541 code for a protein of 110 amino acids. NCBI's taxonomy places the organism in Eukaryota, Viridiplantae, Streptophyta, Magnoliopsida, Ranunculales, Papaveraceae. The transcript has 6 exons.
GAAAGUUCUGCUGCAAUGAUCUUCUUGAAAUAACCCCUAUACUAAUGGAUCAGUACAACGAACAUCAUAAAUCCGCAGACACUAGAACUUUGUCAUGGUAUAUGUCCACCAUUGCUAUAUGGUCAAAAUAUUUUCUUGUUGCUGAUGCCCCUGGCAAUCGUAUUAUGGGUUUCAAUGUUGCAAAAGUUGGAGGAAACGAUUUAUCAAAAUGUUGCCAAAUUGCUCAUGUUGCUCUUAUAUACGGUAUUACCGGAGUGCGGACUUAGUUAGGAUGUUUGUAGAGAAUAUAGAGGCUACGGCAGACAAGAUUGACAAGGUAUUCUAUUUGGAAAUGCUGGUGCGUUCAGCCAACAAUCAAAAGAUAAACCUCUUUGAAAGGCUUGGCUUCGUUUGCUACGACCAAGGUGAAGAUAGGUUAUCACUCCAGAAACACUUGCCACGAUUAACAGAAUAUCAGGCACACAUGACAAAUCUGGUGCAGCAGAAGCUACAGCAACCAGAGGCUUCUAAUACUGGACCCUCGGUACCUCCUUCUACAUAGCUGAUUAUGAGAUUUGUGACAACUGACAAUGGCAUGCCCUCUAAAUAGUAACAGUGGUAUACAACAAUUGAUGACAAGUACUAUGUAAAGGUGAAAGCUAGGUCUUAUCCCCUGUUUGUAAUCAUCCCAUACUUGAGUUGUUGAAAGAUGGUAUUUAGUAAUUUGCCAUCUAAAGGAGUUGUUGGUGCUUCAGUGUAACUGCACCCCCCGUCUUCAUCUUGUGCUGCUGGCUAUAGACUUUGUUGAGGUAGACUUAGAUAUUCAUGAUAAUUCAGAGGUGGCACUCAAAUCCAAUACUAGAGAUUGGUGAGUGAGAUGCACACCAUUGAGCUAAAGUCUUGUCUAUCUGAACUUUUUAGCUUAUCGGGUGUGCAUUUUGUGUAAAUCACUACUCAUAUCAG